This is a messenger RNA of Quercus lobata, 1253 nucleotides long. Its product is annotated as UNC-50 family protein. The record is from RefSeq and is a predicted model, not a curated record. Gene Ontology annotation, cellular component: Golgi membrane. Bases 159 to 917 code for a protein of 252 amino acids. The transcript has 10 exons. NCBI's taxonomy places the organism in Eukaryota, Viridiplantae, Streptophyta, Magnoliopsida, Fagales, Fagaceae.
CAAACUUUACUUGCUCAUAGGUCGUCAUCGUUUUUACGUUUCCUUCCUCAUCAUCCGAACUCAACACACAGAAAGAGAGAGAAAUCUGUGGAAAUUUCACAGAUCUUCUUCGAUCAAAGAAGAAGAAGAAGAAGCAGACGAAAAAGAAUCAAAAGGAGAUGUUGCCCACAGUCUCGAAAGGGCGCUCGCAGUCCUCUUCAUCUCGAGCUAACCCCAUGUUCCCUCAGUACCUCCGUCGAAUUGUCAAGUGGCAACAAAUGGAUAUUGAAUAUACCUUUUGGCAAAUGCUUCACCUAUGCACCUCACCAAAAGUUGUCUAUCAGCACACCAAGUAUCACAAGCAAACUAAGAAUCAAUGGGCACGUGAUGAUCCUGCUUUUGUUGUGAUCUGCAGCUUUCUGUUGACAGUUGCAACAUUGGCUUAUUGUGCUGCGUAUGACCAUAGUGCUGCACAUGCUGUUUAUGUUGUUAUCUCAGUAUUGCUUUUCCAUUUUUUAGUAACUGGAGUAGUUCUGGCUACAUGUUGUUGGUUCCUGACUAAUUCUUACCUUCGUGAAGAGGCUCCCAACAGUCAUGUGGUUGAGCAACGGGUUGAAUGGCUGUACGCUUUUGAUGUUCAUUGCAACUCUUUCUUCCCAAUGUUUGUUUUGCUUUAUGUGAUACAUUACUUUCUGUCACCUCUUUUGGUUGCCCAUGGCUUCAUUCCUAUAUUGCUAUCAAACCUGCUUUACAUGGUGGCUGGUUCCUACUACCAUUAUCUCAACUUUUUAGGUUAUGAUGUAUUGCCUUUUCUGGAGAGGACCACUUUCUUCCUAUAUCCCAUUGGUGCUGUCAUUGUCCUUUCUCCUAUUUUGAUUUUGAGCGGCUUCAAUCCUUCAAGAUAUUUAAUGAACAUGUACUUUAGUCAACGAUUAUGAUUCCAAAAGGCUAACGGUUCAGGUAGCAUAUAUAAUGGGGUUUGGGGGCUAGUUCAGGGACUGCAUAAACAUGAGGAGGCAUUGACGACAGUUUUGAUUGUUUCUCAUGAAUGUGAAAGGAAAAGCACAACGCCGCAUGAAACAACUUUUGGUGCUUUCUUUUUGGGCAUCUUACUACUACAAAAUGGAAGUUGGAUUAGGUCAAGUCAGGGCAGCAAAGUGUAUAUUUAGUGAUUGGGAAUAUUGAUCAAGGGGAUCUGUUGAAUGUAUUGAUUUUUUUGUUUAACCUUCUUGUCACAUCUGUGUUUUCAUUAAUAUAUAUUUGGAAAACUCAAA